UAUAAUAUCAUAGUAUAACGUAUAUAUAUAUUACGCAGUAGUACUCUCUCUUCAUCAUCAACUUAAGCAUGGAAACCCUAGCUAAUAAUUCAAUACUAGUUUUUGCUCUUCUCAUCAUCAUCAUCACACUUUCAAUCUCAUCAUCAUCUGCUGCGAAUUCACUGAGCUUGAACUACUACGACCAAACGUGUCCACAUGUAGAGUAUGUCGUCGCCAACGCCGUGAAGAAAGCCAUGUCCUACGACAGAACAGUUCCGGCUGCUCUGCUCCGCAUGCACUUUCACGACUGCUUCAUCAGAGGCUGUGAUGCGUCGGUGUUGCUAGAUUCAACGAAAAAACACAAAGCUGAGAAAGAUGGGCCUCCUAACAUUUCAUUGCAUGCCUUUUAUGUCAUCGACAAUGCAAAGAAAGCUGUUGAAGCUCUGUGCCCUGGUGUCGUUUCUUGUGCUGAUAUAUUAUCCCUUGCUGCCCGUGAUGCCGUUGCUCUGUCUGGGGGUCCUACUUGGAAGGUACCAAAAGGCAGAAAAGAUGGGAGAAUAUCAAAGGCAAGUGACACCAGACAAUUACCAGCUCCCACCUUUAACAUCUCUCAACUCCAACAAAACUUUGCUCAACGAGGCCUUUCCCUUAAAGAUCUAGUCGCUCUCUCAGGAGGGCACACACUAGGGUUCGCUCACUGUUCAUCGUUCAAGAACAGACUCCACAAAUUCAACGCCAGCGUGGACGUUGACCCGACACUUCACUCGUCGUUCGCGGCCAGCCUGAGGAGUAUUUGUCCAGCUCACAACAAAGUCAAGAAUGCGGGGACCACCAUGGAUUCCACGUCGACAAUCUUCGACAACGCCUACUACAAGCUACUUCUCCAAGGCAAGAGUAUCUUCUCUUCAGACCAAUCUCUACUCACAACUCCCCCAACCAAGGCCUUGGUCUCCAAAUUUGCUGCUUCUAAACAAGACUUCGAUAAAGCCUUCGUUGAGUCCAUGAUCAAGAUGAGUAGCAUCCAUGGUAGUACUGGCCAAGAAAUCAGGCUCAACUGUAAGGUGGUUAAUUAAUUAAUUAAUUAAUCAUUUUUAUAAUUAAUUUGUGGUUUGAUUAAUAAUUGAAGAAGAUGAGUGAUCAGUAGCCAAAGAUGUAAUAAUUAGUAAAUUUGAGUUUGGGUUUGUGUGUGUGGGAUAUGUAAUUAUUGUAUCACUUUGCUUUACUUUGUUACUGUUUAUAAAGUGAACGAUAACAAAUUAAAAUCAAAGUUUUGGGAAAUCAGUUUGUGUACUAUGUGUAAGUGUAGCUCAAUUUUUCAAUUAAUUAUAACUUGGCAUUCCAGUUUGAUCAUAA
Humulus lupulus (European hop) is the source of this 1332-nucleotide messenger RNA. RefSeq names its product peroxidase 64. Bases 69 to 1052 code for a protein of 327 amino acids. NCBI's taxonomy places the organism in Eukaryota, Viridiplantae, Streptophyta, Magnoliopsida, Rosales, Cannabaceae. Gene Ontology annotation, molecular function: peroxidase activity; heme binding. The record is from RefSeq and is a predicted model, not a curated record. Gene Ontology annotation, biological process: hydrogen peroxide catabolic process; response to oxidative stress. The transcript has 4 exons. Gene Ontology annotation, cellular component: plant-type cell wall; plasmodesma.